This is a messenger RNA of Oldenlandia corymbosa var. corymbosa, 4647 nucleotides long. The record is from the annotation of a GenBank genome assembly. NCBI's taxonomy places the organism in Eukaryota, Viridiplantae, Streptophyta, Magnoliopsida, Gentianales, Rubiaceae.
CUCCAUAGCUCAAAAAGAAAAAUAUUUCCAACUUCUUAGGAACAUAGUUUAACAUAGUAGUACUACUUGAUCCAGCUAGCUAACCAGCAGCAACAAUGUCACCGUCCUCUGCAAAAAGAAAAAUAAAAAUGCACGAGAACACCCAGUUCGACGUUGCCCACGUUAAAUCCAAAACCUUUUCUGAAACAGAACUUACUAGAGCCAAUCUCGCCGAUGCCCAAUCCGAACCAAAUUAUCCUCGUACCAAAAAGCCCACAUCUCAAAUCUCACAAGCCAAAACUUCCCAAACGGCAAUAAAAGGAAAAUUCAUGAUUAAUUUUUAAUUCACCAUUAUCCCUCCUCAGUCCUCACUGCCAAAACCAUAACUAAAAUUUUCUUUUCUUUUCUUUUUCCCUCAGUGUAAUAAAAUCGGAUUUCUCGAAUUCGUGAUUUUCUUAUUUCGUCUCUCUCACAUGAGUUGCUGGGUGUAGAGAGAGAAUAAAAGAAAACUAAAAAAAACAAAAACAAGAGCUGCCCGAAACAGAGAUCCCCUAUUGGAAAAACUUCACUCUUCGAAGCGAUUUUUCGAUCCUUUUUUUUUAUCCUCUUUUUAUUGUUAAUCUCUAGGAAUGAUCGGUUUGGAUGAUAGAAUUCGUUACCGCUGUGCGGACAUUUGAUUUUGUUUAAUAAUAACUCGGUGUUCUUCGCUUGGCCGCCAAGUUUAUGCUGUGUAUCGUGUAAAUUAGGGUUCAUUGGAGGCUAAUUAGGGUUUUUGGAUUGAAUUGGGAGUUGGAAUUGGAUUUUGGAGGGGUAGUUGAGGGAGAUGAUAAUAAAGAGGAACUUGAAAUCUGUAAUGCCGAGUGUAAAACGUUGCCGAGCCGGCGAUUCUGGUGGCGGAGACGAUGAAGAAAGUUCAGGGAAUCGAAAGAAACGGAAAACCAGUACCGGCUAUUAUCCGCUGCAUCUGCUCCGUGAGGUUGGCUCUGGAUUACCCUUCAGUGGUUAUGGUAUACAGAGAAUUCUGGCAAAAGAAGGCGCCGCCGGUGCAACCACGGCGGCUUCGUGGUGUAACGGAGCUUCGUACAGUCGGGGGGAGGCGGAGUCCAAAUUGAAGGGCAAACAAAGUGGUGGCAACGGCAACAGAACAGAGCCUUCACGGCCGCCGCUGGUGAGAACUUCUAGAGGGCGAGUUCAGGUUCUUCCUUCUCGAUUUAAUGACUCGGUUCUUGAUAAUUGGAAGAAAGAUAAGAGCAAAAUUGCUGUGAAGGAAGAGGAUUCGGAUCCUGAAUUUGAACCAUCCAAGGAUAAAUGCAAUUCGAAAAGUUCCAGAAUUCGAGAAUUGGGGAAUACAAAGCACAUUGGCAAGGUCCCUGCAUUUUUGGAGGAUGAAUUUGGCUCCAGAGGGAUGAAUAGUUCCAGCUUUAAGAAGCAUUCUAGUUCCCGGAGCACAAUAACGUCGUUGCAUGAGCAAAUAACUGAGGUUGAUGAGUUUGAGGAGUUAGAGGAAAUUAUUGAUUUGUGUGGCAUUGAUGAGUUCUGCAAGGAGGAGGUAAAGAGGAAGGGCAGAAUAUAUGGGCUGGAUGACUUUCUGCCAGGUGAUAUAGUUUGGGCUAUAUCGGGGAAGCAUUCACCUGCUUGGCCAGCUAUUGUCCUUGAUCCAGACACGCAAACUCCCCAACAAGUUCUGAAUUAUCGUAUUUCCGGCGCAGUUUGUGUUAUGUUUUUUGGUUACUCUGGUAACGGGACGCAAAGGGAUUAUGCUUGGGUCAAGCGCGGAAUGAUAUUUCCUUUUAUAGACUAUGUAGACAGUUUUCAGGGACAGACCGAGUUAAAUGAUGGGGAGACUGGUGAUCUUCGAUCUGCCAUUGAGGAGGCCUUUUUGGCUGAAAAUGGGUUUAAUGAGAUGUUGUUGCUUGAAAUUAAUGCAGCAGCUGGAAAUUUAGAAUAUUUCCAGUCACUUAGUAGAGGGGUUUAUGAGGUUUCUGACUCGAAUCAAGAUAUUGAUUAUAAUUCGUUGAACAAGGAACUGUUGAGAAAGAAAGGGGCUGUAACUUGCGAGGCAUGCGGAACAAGCAUCUCUCCUAAAUUAUCAAAGAAAUUGAAUGAUUCAAAUCCCGCAGGCCAUCUCCUGUGUGCUUCAUGUGCAAGGUUGAAAAAAAUAAGGCAUUACUGUGUCGUAUGCAAAAAGCUUCGUAAUAAUUCCGAUAAUGGGACUUGGAUACGCUGCAAUGGCUGUAAAAGUUGGGUGCACGCUGAGUGUGACAAAACUUCAAACAGGAGUUUGAAGGUUUUCGGCACCACUGAUUACUUUUGCCCCGAAUGCAAAGCCAGGUUUAAUUUUGAAUUGUCUGAUUCGGAAAAUAUGCUCUCUAAAACGAAAAAUAAGAAGAAGAGUGGUCCUCCUGACAAGGUUUCGGUUGUCUGCUCUGGGGUGGAAGGCAUCUACUUCCCUAGCCUUCAUUCAGUUGUUUGCAAGUGUGGCUCUUGUGGAACCGAAAAGCAGGCACUAAGUGAGUGGGAAAGGCAUACAGGUUGCAAAACCAAAGAUUGGAAGACAAGCAUCAGGGUGAAAGGUUCCAUGAUACCGUUGGAACAAUGGAUGCUGGAGGUUGCCGAGUCUCAUGCACAAAGUCUUGUUCCUGUCAAGUCCGUGAAGCGCCCUUCAAUUAAAGUCCGGCGGCAGAAAUUGCUGGCAUUUCUUCAAGAAAAAUAUGAACCCGUUUAUGCCAAGUGGACGACUGAGAGGUGUGCAGUAUGCAGAUGGGUUGAAGAUUGGGAUUACAAUAAAAUAAUUAUAUGCAACAGAUGUCAAAUAGCCGUUCAUCAGGAAUGCUAUGGUGCAAGAAAUGUUCGUGAUCUAACUUCCUGGGUUUGUAGAUCCUGUGAGACACCUGAUAUUGAACGAGACUGUUGCCUCUGCCCUGUCAAAGGUGGGGCUAUGAAGCCCACUGAUAUUAGUCCGCUUUGGGUUCACGUCACUUGUGCUUGGUUUCAACCUGAAGUUUGUUUUGCAAAUGAUGAAAAGAUGGAGCCUGCCACAGGCAUCUUGAGGAUUCCUUCAAAUUCUUUUGUGAAGAUCUGUGUAGUUUGCAAGCAAAUCCAUGGUUCCUGUACACAAUGUAGCAAGUGUUCCACUUAUUACCAUGCAACAUGUGCAUCAAGGGCUGGUUACCGCAUGGAGUUGCAUUGCUUGGAGAAAAAUGGAAAGCAAAUCACCAAGAUGGUCUCGUACUGUGCUUAUCACAGGGCCCCGAAUCCAGAUAAUGUGCUAAUUAUUGAGACUCCUAAAGGGACUAUCUCAACUAAAAACCUGCUCCAGAAUAAAAAGAGUACUGGCUCUAGAUUGAUUUCAUCGAAUAGGUUGAAACUUCAUGAAGCUCCAACUGUAGAGUUGAAUGAUGUGGAGCCUCACUCUGCUGCAAGAUGCAGAAUUUACAAGAGAGCAAAUAAUAAGGGUGUGCGAAAUAGUGAAGAAGCCAUUUUCCAUAAGGUUAUGGGACCUUGCCAUCAUUCUUUAAAUGCUAUACUGAACUUAAAUCCUGCCCGGGAAAUAGAAGAGCCAAAGAAUUUUUCUAGCUUUAAGGAACGACUUCGCCAUUUGCAGAGAACAGAAAUGGAUCGUGUUUGCUUUGGAAGAUCUGGAAUACAUGGGUGGGGCCUGUUUGCUCGUAAGGAUAUUCCUGAAGGAGAAAUGGUUCUUGAGUACCGUGGGGAGCAGGUUAGGCGCAGUAUAGCUGACUUAAGGGAAGUGCAGUAUCGCAAUGAGGGAAAAGAUUGCUACCUAUUUAAGAUCAGUGAAGAAGUUGUGGUUGAUGCUACAGAUAAAGGAAAUAUUGCGCGCUUAAUUAAUCACUCUUGCAUGCCCAACUGCUAUGCAAGGAUCAUGAGUGUUGGGGAUGACGAGAGCAGGAUUGUACUUAUUGCCAAGACAAAUGUGUCUGCUGGUGACGAAUUAACGUAUGAUUACUUGUUUGAUCCCGACGAGAGUGAUGAAGUCAGGGUCCCGUGUUUGUGUAAAUCUCCAAAUUGUCGAAAGUUCAUGAAUUAGGUUAGAGUCGAUCAUCAUCAACACACAGUACAGACAGACAUUGUUUCUCCGCAAGGAGCUCUAACUAGAUGGAAAUGGACCUCACAGCUGAAACCCUAGUUUUGGAACAUGCAAACUUGGUUCUCAUUUUUUGAUAGUUCUCAGCCCUGAGGUGAUAAUAAUCUUUGCAAAAACUACCUUGAUAUAGGGGCAGCCAAGCCAUGUAUAGAUGGGAUUAUAUAUGUCUGAUCCAAUAGUUACUUGAUACAAUAUACACAGUUCUUUUGCCGUAUUGUACUCCCUUCGAAUGUUUGAGCAUUCUUAGUCUGUACUUUGUGUAAUUUUGUCUAAGCGACAUCAUUUUUUAUUCUUCACAUUAUUACUUGAAUUGCCUCUGUUUCCAGACGUAAAGAUGGUAAGUAUGCAAGAAUGAUAAAAGUUCGCAAGUACGAGCAGAGUGGUCCUUCUGAAAUGAAGGAUGGAUACUGGAUGUUUGUUUACCGGGAUUUCUCUAGUGGGCCCGUGGACUUGUUUUCUUGUAGUACGCCAGAAGCCGGCCUACCUCAUUUUCUUUGUCUUUGACUAAUUGAUAGUGUAUGACGACCAAUGAGGUUACUUGUUUAUUACUAGUACACCCUCCG